GAAGAACAAGUGGCCUUCAUAAAGGAAACUACUCACAAGGUUGCUGAAAACCCUUCGACAGCCCACGACCGGUUUCGUCCUUCUUGGGACUCAUCAGGUAGGCGCAGUCCCCGAGUUUCCGUCAACCUUAUGUUCUAUUUGAACCCCAAUUGGACUGUUUUCGAGAAAUACACUCAUCUACAAAUCAAUUUGGUUUUCACGAGACACUCAACUGAAUCUCUCGUGGUCUCCAGUCGUAGUUUGGGUGCGCUGUUUGGUUGUUGGUCUGUUCGCCGAGCUUUACAGUUAGAUUGCAAACGUUUCAUCACCAACCGAGGUGACAUCGUCAGUGCAGGGUUGAGUGGCGCUGACGAGUGGUGCACUGACGAUGUCAACUCGAUUGGUGAUGAAACGCAUGCAAUCCAACUGCCAAGCUCGGCGAACAGACCAACAACCAAUCCCCGCCCUGCGCGGUCCCCGAGUUUCCGUCAACUAUAUGUCUUAAUUGGAACCAAAUUGCAUGAAAUUAGCGAAAUACACUCAUUCGCAAUCAAAUUACGUUUUGCGAGAGACUCACCUGGAACCCAGCUGAAUCUCUCGCAACUGAAUGUGCUGCACCAGGCCGCCUCAUGUUUCAGUCAGUACGAUAUUCGAGAUAUCGCGAUACAUGUAUAUCUUUGUAAUGUACUACUCAUAAGGUUGCUGAAAAUCCGCCAACAGCCCACGGCCAGUUUCGUCCUCUUUGGGGCUCAUCAGGUAGGCGCAGUACCCGGAUUUCCGUCAACCUUAUGUUCUAAC
Messenger RNA from Opisthorchis viverrini, 777 nucleotides. RefSeq lists its product as hypothetical. The transcript is spliced from 4 exons. NCBI's taxonomy places the organism in Eukaryota, Metazoa, Platyhelminthes, Trematoda, Opisthorchiida, Opisthorchiidae. The annotation marks the transcript as partial. The record is from RefSeq and is a predicted model, not a curated record.